Lytechinus pictus (painted urchin) is the source of this 6586-nucleotide messenger RNA. RefSeq names its product dehydrodolichyl diphosphate synthase complex subunit DHDDS-like. Gene Ontology annotation, biological process: polyprenol biosynthetic process. Gene Ontology annotation, molecular function: ditrans,polycis-polyprenyl diphosphate synthase [(2E,6E)-farnesyl diphosphate specific] activity. Gene Ontology annotation, cellular component: endoplasmic reticulum; dehydrodolichyl diphosphate synthase complex. The transcript has 8 exons. The record is from RefSeq and is a predicted model, not a curated record. NCBI's taxonomy places the organism in Eukaryota, Metazoa, Echinodermata, Echinoidea, Temnopleuroida, Toxopneustidae. The coding region runs from base 776 to 1885 and encodes 369 amino acids.
GAUACAUGUGUUUCACAACCUCGCAAUAAACACCGUAAAAAUUCCCGGCCUUGUUCCUGCUGCUCCUGCACUGUACUUAGUCGAGCGUUUGCAUAGUAUCAGUGCGCAAUGCUAAUAUAGCUCGUUAAAUAUCUCAUUUUUGUGAGAAAAUAUCUGGAUAUGACAGUGUAAAUACUCAACCUAAUAGGAUAGAACUCAAUUAUGAUAUUCUUUAAAUUACUCCUUUGUAUAAAAAAUAAUCUAGAGUUAGAAAAGUCCAGAAUUUUGUGGUCAAUGAUUCAUCCGCUCUCCCUGACCUUUGACUUGAUUGAAUGCAUGCAUAAUGCACUGAAUUGCAUGCAUUGAAAUUGCCAGUGUCUUGAACGUAUGUGUGCAACGUGGGCAACGCCAUACAGGCUCGAUACUUUCCAGUGCAUGUGUGAUAUGAAGUGUGUGUGUAACGUAUGAGAAGCCAUACACAUGUGUUCUGUGCGGCAUACUGCGCUAGCUAGAUGCACGAGAACGAUUUUGCAGUAACAUUUUUCGCCGAAACUUCAGCGAGCGACUUUCGACGAAACCCCGUGCAUGCAGCUAGGUGCUACGGUACCUGAAUUAGAACCUCCGAUGUGGCACCGAGUCUUGCAUCAGAUCUUCACCGCUCGACGCCGACCAUAACUCGACGUGCUUGCUUGCCGAAAGUCCCGGGUGUUUGGAUUGUCGAGUUACGCUUAGGUUAGGGCCCUGUCUUGGGAGUGGGAGAAUAAUUACCUCACCUUAAUGAGUUGGAUAAUGUAACAUGGAUCCAGAACUUAGAAAGUCUAAUGAACAUUGGAUCGAGGCAUCAGCAGCUACUUCAGAAUGGUUCCCAGAGAAGCAGUACCAGGCCCAGAAGACAUGGUUCCAGUCCUUCUGUCUGCGGGUCCUCAAGUGUGGUCCCGUGCCUCAGCAUGUAGCCUUCAUCAUGGAUGGCAAUCGCAGAUUUGCUAAGAAGAAGUCUUUUCAGACCCUAGAUGGGCAUUCACUUGGUUUUGAGAAAUUAGCGGAGACUCUACAAUGGUGUUUAGAUCUAGGUAUUACAGAAGUCACCGUCUAUGCAUUCAGUAUAGAAAACUUCAAGAGAUCAAGGCAAGAAGUGGACGGACUGAUGGAAUUGGCAAGAAAGAAAUUUCUCAGAUUAUUAGAAGAAAAAGAUCAAAUCAUGAAGCAUGGUGUCUGUGUACAAGUUAUAGGAGACCUCAACCUCCUACCCAGGGAUGUGCAAGAAGUUGUUGCAGAAGCCAUGUUUAUAUCACGUAAUAACACAAGGGCAACACUAAAUGUAUGUCUAGCGUAUACCUCCAGGCAGGAGAUGGCCAAUGCAGUCAAGGAGGUAGCUCUAGGAGUAGAAGAAGGAAUCCUCUUCCCAAGUGAUGUUUCAGAGGAAUUAAUAGAGCAAUGUCUGUAUACUAAUAGAUGUAAAGAUCCUGAACUACUGGUGAGAACGUCGGGGGAAGUCAGGCUAAGUGACUUCUUAUUAUGGCAGAGCGGCUAUUCAGUACUGUCUUUCGUUGAGGUGUUAUGGCCAGAGUUCUCCAUAUGGCACUUGUUUGCAGCAGUUCUUCACUACCAAACCAAAUAUAAUGCAGUACAGACUGCAAAGGAAGCCAUGUUGGACAAUAGGAGGAGAGCCGUCCUGGAAUCGGACCACAGAUGCGUUCUGGAUCAAUUAAACAACAGUAAUCAAACAACGAUCUCGGAUCAUAUAGAAACGCCUAGCAAUGAGGAUUCAUUCCAUAAAAGACUUUCAAAGUACACGCGUGAUCGUGAGUCGAGGAUAGCAAAGUUUCUAGGAUCACUUCACAAGAGGAGAGAAGACUUUUUAAUUAGUUUAUUACCUGAAAGAACUCGAUGCCAACUUGUAUCCUAAUUCUGCUAUUGGAGUAUUCCAGCAACUUUCCAAUUUGUUUUGUUUCUUUUUCUUUUUAUUGUUCCAAGAAUUUUAUGAAUGAAUAUAUAAGAGAGAUUUAAUAUUGUGUUUAUAUUUUGAACAAGUACUGAUGAGGAAAUUAAAUAUUGACUACUGAGAGGGCAAUUUGGGCCUUUUUGUAAGUUUAAGUGAAAAUAUAAUUCUAAACAUGAUGAAAAUCUCAUUCAAAUUUUUAAGCACAAGUUUUUGAAACGGUGCUAUGUUAUCAUAUCGUAUGCAGUCAAAUUAAUGAGUUGAUAAUCCUCUCAUUUGUUCUUUAUUUGUUCAUAGAAAAGUAAUAAAUUUUGCAAACUUGGUGACUUGUUAAUGUAAUAAAUUCCUAAUGAAGCACAUAACUCAUUAUGUGAUUACUGCUGUACAAGAACUGAUUAUCAUGAUUACACAUGGAAACGACCGUUUUGAAAUUGGAUUUUGAUUAGAUUCUGAAUUGGAUUACAUGGGGAGUGGUUAGAGAACAAUAUCAAUAUUACUUGUUUGGAUAUGUGAUGCAUCUUUUUACUGAAUAAAAUUCAAUGUUGAGAACAUUUUGAAAAUCCUAGGGGUGAUUUACAGAGAGAUAAGUCUGACAUAAAAAUUUGCAUAAGUGCCAACAUACACAUGGUAUUUAACAAGUAUAUCUCAUUGAUUAAUAUACAAUACAUGUAGAGGGCAUCUCAAAAAUUCAUAACGCAACUUGAUAUUUUACGUGUUGUGUUUUUAGUCUUACUUAAAUCUUUGUGAAACACCCUCAUAACUCCUAUUUUUGCUGUAUUUGAUGAAGCAUUUCCAGUAUUUAUGAAAUUUUUGUUAUUCAUUUAAACUUGCAAAUUGGUUAAACUUGCCCUUUAAAUAUGAAUGAGGUAUUUGCAUCCAUAUAUUUCCAAUGAUUUUAUUCAUUUCUUCAAAUGACAAUUUAAAAUACAUAUCAGAUGUAGUAUAAAAUUGAAUUAUAAAAUCAUGCUCGGCAAUCACAGUGUUGCCAUUUUGAAGAUUAAUGCUUAUAAUUGCAACCCAAUAUUAAAAUAAUUCAAUGAACUUCUUUUAGUUCAUAUUCAUGAGAAGGAUGUGAGAAUAUGUGGACUGCCCUACACUGUAUAAAAGACUUUGCCAUAAUACCUCACAUACAACGAUUUGUUCUAUUCUUAUGAUAACAUGUAACAACUUUGCAUUUAGAUCAUUCCAAAGUCCAUUCUUCUCUCUCCCGUUUUGUGAUUAUCAAUCACAAUUGCUCCCAGCCAAUAAAAUUCCAUGAUGUCCGUAGCAAAUAACAAUUUUCUAUCUUAGCCGUGUGUAUGGUUAUGAAAAAUUCUUGCUCCUGAAGAUGACAAGAACUUCCUUGUUGAAAAUGAGUUUUGGGUACUGAUUUUCAGAAUCGAAGACCUACCCAAGAAAGGUUAUAGAAUGUAAUAACAAUAAUGACAAUAAAAAAUAACAAAUUAACAAAACAUUUCUUUUCAAUUCUUCUUAAUUUCCUUUGACAUUCUUGGGAAGCGCCUUGAGCACUCUACAGAGUGGUGUUGGGGCAGUACAAGUCCAAUUUAUUAUCGUAAAAUUCAUAUAGGGUAUUUGUAUAGAGCACAUGUCCACCUUGUUUGUUGCUCAAGGUGCUCCUAUAUUACCCUGACCAAGCGAGGCUACUGAUUCUGUGUUCACACUAUUCUGAGGAAUUAACUUCCUGCGUACCCGUAUACCUCACCUGGGUAGAGUGCAGCACAGUUUGAUAAAUUUCUUGCUGAAGGAAAUUAUGCCAUGGUUGAGAUACAACCCUCUGUUUCAAAGUCUGGAGACUCAUCAACUGGGCCACAAUGCUCGACAAAAGUGUACCCCUAUGAGUAUGUUGAUUUCUUCUAAGCCAUGGAAGCCUCCAGAGGUUAUCCAAUAAUGAAAGUUUGUAACACUAGUUUAUUAAUGUCUCAAAUGUCAUUAAGUUGUUUGAAUCGGGACACGGGCCUCUGCUACAUUCUGCUCCAAUAAUAGUCAUUUUAUUUAAUGAAAUAGCACAAAGUCAUUUCAUUGCAGUCAUUCAAAUAGAAAGUUCCUCUACCAUUAUCAUCAAAGACAAGUUUUCAUUAAUUCAAUCCAAGAGGAAUAUUUUCUAUUAUAGAUCUUGGAUAUUUUUGGUAUGGGCUUGCCAUCACUUUAUGCAAAAUCUAAGAAAAUAUUCAUCCCUAUAUCAUCAAUACCAAAUGCUUGUAUACAUGCACUUGACUUGAUCAUUGAACACAAUCACAUAAUCCACAGAAAUUUCAACAUGACUAGAUCUUAAAGUUUGGGUGUAAAUUAAAAUUUUGCUUGAGAUAUGUAAGUUCUCACUUGCUUACAAAAUCAAACUAACUGAAAAUUAUUUCUGUUGCUAUCUCCAAUUAUUAUUAUUUUUUUAUUGAUUUGUUCUGGACCCUGUAACAUAAAGCUUCGCUGAAAUCUAUGAUUGAUUGCAUUGAUUAUUGUGUAUAAUCUCAGUUUCUACAUGAAUGAGCAAUCAGUAGGCUUUAUACUUCCAUCCCCUGCAUUCCAGGCUCACAUUUCAUAAAACUUGUUAUAAUAACAAAUCUACAAUAACAGUUAAAAGCUACUGAAAUCAUUCAAGUUGAUUGGCUGAUUGUGAUCUUGUUAUAGAGAUUGUGCAUUUGUUAUUAUAACAAGUCUUUAUGAAAUGGAACCCAGAUUUGAUUGUAGGUUAAGUUUAAGUUGAGCUUUCACAAUGUUUUUGUUCAGAAUUCUAUGAAUAUCCACUCACUCCUCUGCUUUGAAAGACAGUAUUUAAAAAAUGUAUUUGAUACAUGUACAUUUAUGCCAUUCACGAACAUAGUCAUGUAUACAUAUAAGUACAAGAUUAUUUCCUAGUCGUUAAUUCCUCUUAAUUUUGCAAGUCAGUCCUCACUAAGAAUUUCCUCUUUUUUUGGUGUGGAAAAUGUUCGGAAUGUAAACAUCAUGGUACUUAUGGUGUUUAAUGUUAAAGAAUGCAAUAUACCGGUAUUCCCUUCUAAUCUAGAAUAAUAUUAACAAUCAUGAAAUAGAAUAAUUGUCAUACAAAACAGGGUAUUAUACUAAUGUUAUAAUUUUGCUUUGCACUAAUGACAUAUCAGAACAAUGUCUCUUGUGCUUUACAGAUGAACAAUAAUCCCAAUCAUCAAAUUCUGGCUUCUGCUCAUAAUAAGUGUAAAUGGUGUAAAGUGUAAAUGGUAGUGAUUUUUUUAUCUGAUUGCUAAGAAAGCAUGAAUGCUUGUAAGCAAGUAACCAGAGGACUGAUGGCUUAAGGUCCUCUCUGGGGGACCUGGUAAUGAGGAUUAAUGCCUUACCAAAGGGCACUAGCGCACCAAGUGGGAAUCGAACCUGGGUCACAGGAAUUUGAAACCCGGCUCUACCAACUGAGCUAUCAUGCCUCCUCAAAUAUAUCUACAAUAUCCACUCCUUGGGGAGUAAUACCGGUUCCAGCAAUGAGCAGUCGAGUCCCUCGACUUGCCAGGCCAACUCAUCAAUGUUUGCAUCCUACCUGGUACCCAUUUAUCGCCUGGAUGGAGAGUGGCAAAUGUAGGUUAGCAUGCCUCUGAGAGGCUAGUAGUGGUGCAAUGGGAUUUGAACCCCAGACCUCAUGGUUUAUAGUUCUAGGACUUCUCAUUGACCCUCUAUGCCAUUAAUUGGUCCCUCGGAGAGGACCUUAAUACCUUGGUCUCAUUUGCUCUACGGUGGCCGUAUGGCGAGUCGAAAACAGCCAUUUGAAUUUUUCUUUUUUACCAGCUAUACAUAGGUGGUUGAAUAAAAAUGAAUAAAACGGCUGUUUUCGACUCGCCGUACGGCCGCCGUAGAGCAAAUGUGACCAAGGUAUAAGCCAUGGUCCUCUGGUUGCUUACUUACGUACAAGCAUUCAUGCCUCCUUAGCAAUCGGGUAAAAAAUCACUACCAUUAUACCAGUUUAGUCUUUCAUUCCUGUGUCUAUUUCCCGUCCAAGUGCAACACAAAAAUGUUGUGGGCAUUUAUCUACAUUUGACGCUCUACCCAAGCCGGAAAAAAUAUAAAUUCUGUAUUUCCUACUUUUGUUUAUUCCAAAGUGUCAUUUAUUCUUAACUCUCUUGUAAUUAUGAGGGCUAUUUUUUCAUGUUUUGGUGGUUAAAUUGUCCUCAGCCCCCUUCAAAUUCAUAUUUGGGGGGGGGGGUCAUUUUUUUUCUCCUUUUUAUUUUUCGUUGCGCCCAAAGUAUAUUUGUCACCUUACAAUCAUUUUAGGGGCUGUGGAAGAACAGUAACGUUGUUGAGGUUCCCAAGGGUAACCCAAAAUAAAAUUUUCUGUGAUUUUAGUAAAUGGAAUACUGUAUGCAGCACUUUUAUGACAUUUUCCUGUCACAAAUGGUAACAAUAUAUUGCGGACUUUUCAUCAAUACAAACCAACUAUUGUAGGUCUGGUCAUAUUGAAAUACAUGUAAUGUUUAUCUAAUUGAAAAUGGAUGUGACAAGAAUUAAAAGCUUCCUAUAGAGUUUAUUUUAGCAUUUUUAUGAUUGAUAUUCACUCAGAUUUGUCUUCUCAAUGGAUUCAUCAGUUAAGUAUAGGAUGAUGUUGGAAAAGGAUAGUGGGGAACUUGAUUGGUCAGAAUACAAAUUUGACCUACAUGUACCAAUUGGCAAAUAUCAAUUCCAAUAAAAUAAUUGUUUAUGCCAUGGUUUUACAUA